Silurus meridionalis is the source of this 4057-nucleotide messenger RNA. It is a transcript of the gene lrrc8c, whose product is annotated as leucine rich repeat containing 8 VRAC subunit C. The record is from RefSeq and is a predicted model, not a curated record. Gene Ontology annotation, molecular function: protein binding. Lineage: Eukaryota; Metazoa; Chordata; Actinopteri; Siluriformes; Siluridae. Bases 603 to 3017 code for a protein of 804 amino acids. The transcript has 3 exons.
UACUGCCUGCAUACUGGGCUGAUACUGGUUUGAACGUUGUAAUGCUGGGAAACACGUAGAAGUGUGCGUUUAUUAUUUUGAAAACACAAAAUAGUAGCCACGUUUUAGUCGAUGUGCCACUAGAGGCAGGAACUGCUACUGAAUAACGUGGAUCCUCUGUAAUGUAAACGUUUGCAAUCUCUUAACAUUUGCCCAGAGAGUGUGUGUGCAAUCACGUGUAGGCUUCUCAACUCAUAAACGUGCACAUUGUGCCUGCACACAAUAGAUGCCCGUAAGAGAAUGUCAAGGACGCUUUACUUCUUCGUUUUUACUUAUUGUUUUAAAUUAUCCAUCCACAACACAGCACUAUAUCCUGGAGGUGAUUCAGAGACACAUUGUCUUCUUUCUUUCUUUUUUGUUGUUGUUUUUUUGUUAUUUUUUUGUCCCCUUUCCACCACCCAUGUGUGAGAACAGUCCCAUUUCCUGCCAGGAAAGGGACCGACAGGAAUAAAGAAGUGUAAAGCUUUUCAGGUUCCUGAUGCUCAACCUUGGUGUAAUCUCACAGAGAAGAGGAACUCGAAGUAAUCUGGAAGAUUUGUGUUUUCUAAGGUGAUCUGACUAUAAUGAAAAUGAUUCCGGUCACAGAAUUCCGACAGUUCACGGAACAGCAGCCGGCAUUUCGAGUCCUUAAGCCAUGGUGGGAUGUGUUUGCCGAAUAUUUGUCUGUGGUCAUGCUCAUGAUCGGUGUGUUUGGGUGCACACUGCAGGUAAUGCAAGACAAAAUCAUAUGUCUUCCGCAAAGGGUGUAUGCUCCAAACCAAACGGUGCCUUCAAUAAACCACACGGAGCUCACGAGGGAUCCGACUAAUUCAACUCUUCCACCUGUCUCCUCAGUGCCUAUAUCAAACGAGAUGAGGGGACUCAAAACCAACCUGGAUCUCCAACAAUACAGCUUUGUUAACCAACUGUGCUAUGAAAAGGCUUUGCAUUGGUAUGCCAAGUAUUUUCCUUACCUGGUGCUCAUACAUACUAUUGUAUUCAUGGUGUGCAGUAAUUUCUGGUUCAAGUUCCCUGGCUCAAGCUCAAAAAUUGAGCACUUCAUCUCCAUAUUGGGCAAAUGUUUUGAUUCUCCAUGGACUACGAGGGCUCUGUCUGAGGUGUCAGGAGAGAGCCCGGAGGACAAAGACCACAAAAAGAACAGUGCAAGUAGAUCAAACCUUAAUACCUCCACUGUGGAGGGUAAUCUGGAGAAAACCCAGUCGCUGAGGUCUAUUCCUGAAAGAAUUGUAGUGGACAAACCGACAGCAAGUGCACUUGACAAGAAGGAAGGAGAGCAAGCCAAAGCAUUGUUUGAGAAGGUGAAAAAGUUCAGACUUCACGUAGAGGAAGGGGAUUUGUUGUAUCUCAUGUAUGUUCGACAGACUGUUAUCAAAGUCAUCAAGUUUGUUCUAAUUGUUGCCUACAACAGUCUUCUAGUGUCAAAGGUUAGAAUUACAGUUCAAUGCGAUGCAGAUGUGGAGAAUAUGACUGGCUACAGGAAAUUUCUGUGCAAUCACACUAUGGCUCAUCUCUUCUCCAAGCUCUGCUACUGCUAUUUGUGUUUUGUAAUCGUCUAUGGAUUAACGUGCCUCUAUACAUCGUACUGGCUUUUCUACCGUUCACUGAAAGAGUACUCUUUUGAAUAUGUGCGUCAGGAGACUGGAAUUGACGACAUCCCAGAUGUGAAAAAUGAUUUUGCCUUUAUGUUGCACAUGAUUGACCAAUACGAUCCUCUGUAUUCCAAAAGGUUUGCAGUGUUUUUAUCUGAGGUGAGUGAAAACAAGCUGAAACAACUCAAUCUGAACCACGAGUGGACCGUAGAAAAACUUCGGCAAAAGUUACAGACCAAUGCCAGUGACAGACUGGAGCUUCAACUAUUCAUGCUUGCAGGGCUUCCAGAUACAGUCUUUGAGGUCACCGAGCUGCAGUCUCUAAAAUUGGAAAUCAUUAAUAAUGUCACAAUUCCUGCAGCCAUUGCUCAACUGGAAGAUCUUCAGGAGCUUUCUCUGCACCAGUGCAACCUUAAAAUCCACACAGGGGCCCUAUCAUACCUUAAGGAAAACCUUAAGGUUCUGCGUGUCAAGUUUGAUGAUAACCGUGAGCUUCCUCUGUGGCUCUACAGUCUUCGAAAUUUGGAGGAACUCCAUCUAGUUGGAUCUCUGAGUCCAGAUGCAUCAAAGAACAUAACCCUGGACUCUUUGCGUGAUCUUAAAUCCCUCAAAACUUUGACACUCAAAAGCAACCUAACAAAGAUCCCCCAGUCAGUGGUGGAUGUGUCCAGCCAUCUGCAGCAUCUGUAUGUGCACAGUGAUGGCACCAAGCUGGUCAUGCUAAACAACCUGAAAAAAAUGGUGCAUCUUAUAGAGCUUGAGCUGGUCCACUGUGACCUUGAACGCAUUCCGCAUGCCGUCUUCAGUCUGACCCACCUGCAGGAGCUGGACCUCAAAGAAAACAACUUGCGCUCUGUUGAGGAGAUCAUCAGCUUCCAGCACCUCAGAAAACUCACAUGCCUAAAGCUGUGGCACAAUGCAAUCACUCAAAUCCCUGAGCAUAUCAAAAAGCUGGGCAGUCUAGAGCGUCUGUAUUUCAGCCACAAUAAAAUUGAGGUAUUGCCAUCACACCUGUUUCUGUGCAACAAGCUGCGCCAUCUUGACCUUUCCCAUAAUGACAUCAGCUUUAUUCCUCCAGAAGUGGGGGUUCUCCAAAGUCUUCAGUACUUCUCUGUCAGUUCCAACAAAAUUGAGAAUCUCCCAGAUGAACUCUUCUUUUGCAAGAAGCUGAAGACCCUCAAGCUCGGGAGGAACAUGCUUUCUGUGCUCUCACCAAAGAUUUCCUACCUAGCUUCACUGACUUAUUUGGAGUUAAAGGGCAAUCAUUUUGAAGUUUUGCCUGCUGAACUUGGCUGCUGUCAGGCCUUGAAGCGCAGUGGCCUUUUGGUAGAAGACACCCUGUUUGACACACUGCCUUCAGAAAUCAGGGAUAAUAUGAGAGCCGAGUGAUGUUUCUUAGCUUUUGUAAAAUUCUUCAAAUGUUACAAAAAGGCAGCAUUACUAAUUCUUUUUAACUGAACUUGUAUCCCACUCUCACUCAAUAUUUUGACGUUUUACUGGUGAGUACCUGCUUUUAAAUGCUAAGAUAUUUGGAUCGAAUAUUAUCUUGCUAAAAAAAAAAAGGAAAUCUUUUUGAAGAAAUAUUUAGUGUUGAUGUAGCUGAUCAAUGUUUGAAGGAAAUGUUACAUUAGAUCAUUUAUAUUAGCACCUUAUCAUGUAGAAUUCUGUAUCGUAUGAACGAUUAGAGAUUAGCCUCAGUGUUAUUGUGUAUUCAAAAGACAAGUCAUUGCAUGUAUUACAUUUCUAAUAGUGGUGAGGAUGUCAUUAUCCAUGUAAAGGUUUUACGAACAAGUACUGAACCAUGCUCACCGGACAAACUGCAGUAUUUUGCCUUUGUAAAGACCAAAUGACCUUUGCAGCCUCUUUAAUGUUGCAGGGAUGGUAUCUGGUGAAGGGCUUAUCUUGUGUAGUGGUUGUAUGUCACAUCCAGAUAUUUCAAAACACUCUUAUUUGGAGCCUAUUAUGUUCAAUGAUUUGUUCUCCUCGUAUUUUAUACACAAAUAAUUCCAGUUAAUGAGUGGCUCUAGUAAUAAAACCGUCUGGAGUAGCAGGCUACUACAUGGGUUCCACCAUGCAUUGUUUGUGGCAUUUAUGUAUUAUAUUUCACAUUUUGUUCCAAUGAAACUGAUUUUCGAUUAAUUUUUCCAAAUAAACGUCAGACUAAACAAAUUUCACUUUGCAAAGUAUUAGCUCACUGAAGGGGAAAAGAUGUCAUUGUAGGGAGGAAUUUCACCUUUGUAAUUCUUUUGAUAUUAACUUUAUUAAUGAGAGCAAUUACCUGUAAAUUUACAAGCCUCAGGCUUGUAGGCUAAUAGUAACCAAGAGGGUGGCAACCUUGUCUCUAUGGUCAGUAAUAAAAUGGAGGAGCAGCUUUAUUUUCUUGAACCUAGUAGUCACAGUAGAUAUUUUCCUUUCUUUUUUCCUAAAAA